AUGAAGGGAUACAAGUAUAGUUUAUCAGUACUAUCGUUGCUUUACCUAUUAACUAACUAUGCGAAGGCAAUGGAAAAUCCAAUGAAAUAUACGGACAUGAAAGGUCUUGAGGAUUUAAGCACUUUAAGUGAUGUUCAAAUAAAUGACAUUUUUGGAUUGACUGGUGAUGAAGUAAAAGAUAGAUUAACAAAAUUGUUUGGUGUAAUUGACAAAAACCAAGAUAAAGUACUUAGUGAUGAUGAAAUAACUGCAUGGUUUGAAUAUGUUAAAAACGAAGUAUUUUUAAAACAAGUACAAAUUGAAAUGAAACAAAUAGAUUCAGAUAAAGAUGGUUUUAUUUCAUUACCUGAAUUAAAUGAUGCAUUUUCACAAAAUUUAGAUCCAAAAGAAGUUGAAAAACAUGCAGACGGUUUAUUAAAAAGAUUUCAAAUCGUUGAUAAAGAUAAAGAUAAUAAAUUAAAUAUAAAUGAAGUUGGAUUGUUAAUAGAUCCAAUGAAAGAUAACGAUUUAAAAGAAUUAGAAAUUAAUGAAAUUUUAGAACACCAUGAUACAAAUAAAGAUGGAAAAAUAUCAAUUGAUGAAUUUAAAGAAACAAGAUCUGAUGAUAUAAAUAUGAAAAAAGAUGAUGAAUUAGCAUUAGAUGAUUUUAAUUUCUUUGAUGCAAAUAGAGAUGGAUUUAUAGACAGAGAAGAAAUUGUUAAAGUAUAUUUUGAUCCAUCUAAUGAUGCUGCUUCUGUAGGUUUAAAUGAUGUCAAAGAUAAUAUUUUUGAAGGAAAACCAAUUACAUUUGAUUUAUGGAAUGAAAAGGCAUUAAAAUUUGCAGUAACAUCUUUAACUGAUUAUGGUGAUGUUAUUAGAUACCCUCAAGAUUUUAAAUUAGAUAUUGGUAAAAAUGUUAUAUUGCCAUCAUCAAAAAAUAGAAUGGGUGAUGAUAGCUUAAACCCUGAUAAUGAUUUAUCUGAUGAUAAAGAUAGCGAUGAUGAAUCUUCUGAUGGAUCAGACAAACAAAACAUCACCGAUGAAUUAUAA
Messenger RNA from Plasmodium berghei ANKA, 1029 nucleotides. Its product is annotated as endoplasmic reticulum-resident calcium binding protein, putative. The record is from RefSeq and is a predicted model, not a curated record. Lineage: Eukaryota; Apicomplexa; Aconoidasida; Haemosporida; Plasmodiidae. The transcript has a single exon. The coding region runs from base 1 to 1029 and encodes 342 amino acids. Gene Ontology annotation, molecular function: calcium ion binding.